GGGAAACGGGACAGUCUGAGGAAAACUCUCAGCCUGGAAGCGUAUUUGGCACGAACGAGGACAUUUUCGCCUUCAGAAGUAUUUUGCGACCAAGAAGAAGAAUUUACCAAUCAGAUUUCGACAAUAUAACCUCUUUUCUCCUUUCAUCGGGAAUACUAUUUCGAUUUUUUUUUACAGAUGGACGACUUAGGAGUUCCUGAUCCGUCUAACUACCCUCUCAGUCCUCGUAUUGUUAUGUUUGAUGCUCUUCUUGCUGAUCUGGAGAAUUCAGCAUUCCCUCUGACCCGCUGUCCCGUCCUGCUGACCUCUGACCCUCCAGUGACCUCUGACCCCUCGUCCAGUGCUCAAGAUCCUGCCCAGACCCGACCCCCUCCUCCUGCAUACACACCACAACAAACUGUUUCUGCCGCGAUGAAGUCAAACGGCUCUCAGAACUCAAACCCAGACAAACUUUACAGUACAGUAUGUAAGCCGCGCUCACCGUGCACCGCAGAGCCUCCUCCUGCCUUCACUUCCUCUUCAGUUCUGGGAGGCGGUCUCAGUGAACUCGAUCAUUUACUGCAGGAGCUCAAUGCCACACAGUUCAACAUCACAGAUGAGAUUUUGGCCCAGUUCCCCACCACCAAAAAAGAUGAAAAGUCUUCAAAGUCUGGGCCAUCCCCUCCUGGCUCAGUGAAACCUUCAGCUACAUCUGCUACUCUAGAGCUGGACAAACUAAUGGCGUCUCUGUCAGACUUCAGAGUCCAAAGCACACCAGCAGCACCUGUCAGCUCUGUGAGCACUUCACCGCAGCAGACUGGAGCUCCGCCCCCUACCUCCUCUGGAGGCUCAUUGGACAGCAUGUUGGGUCUCCUCCAAUCAGAUCUGAGCAGGCAAGGAGUGCCCACCUCCUCUAAGGGGAACUGUUCUGCCUGUCAGAAACCAGUUGUAGGACAGGUUGUGACGGCUCUUGGGCGAGUUUGGCAUCCCGAGCAUUUUGUUUGCUCCGAGUGUGAGUGUGAGCUCGGCAAUCAGAAUUUCUUUGAGAAAGACGGCCGACCGUACUGCGAAUCAGAUUAUUUCACCCUGUACUCACCUCACUGUGCACAGUGCAACAAGCCCAUUCUCAACAAAAUGGUGACUGCACUGGACAAGAACUGGCAUCCAGAAUGCUUCAGUUGUGUGAAAUGCAGCCGGACGUUUGGAGAUGAAGGUUUUCAUGAUCGUGAGGGGCAGCAGUACUGCCAACAGUGUUUUCUGUCUCUCUUUGCCUCUCGUUGUCAGGGCUGCUCUCAGCCCAUCAUGGAGAACUACAUCUCAGCUCUGAGUGCUCUGUGGCAUCCACAAUGCUUUGUGUGCAGGGAAUGCUAUAGUCCAUUUGUGAAUGGCAGUUUCUUUGAGUAUGAGGGGCAGCCCUUGUGUGAAGCCCACUACCACCAGUCCAGAGGCAGCGUAUGCCAGGCAUGCCAGCAGCCCAUCCUGGGGCGCUGUGUCACUGCCAUGGGCGCCAAGUUUCACCCGCACCAUCUGGUGUGCCACUUUUGCCUGAAACCCCUCAGUAAGGGAUGCUUCAAAGAGCAGGAGAACAAGCCAUACUGCCAUCCCUGCUUCAUCAAACUCUUCGGCUGAGAACACUGACAUGAGAUGAUGAGGAGGUAUUCUCCGCGGCAUCCACACACAACUCACCACGCGCCCCACCGAGAGUGAGAACCACAUUAUAGUGACCACGAGGAGGUUACCCCAUGUGACUCUACCCUCCCUAGCAACUGGGCCAAUUUGGUUGCUUAGGAGACCUGGCUGGAGCCACUCAGCACACUCUGGAUUCGAACUCGCGACUCCAGGGGUGGUAGUCAUCGUCUUUACUCGCUGAGCUACCCAGGCCCCAGUAAACAGCUUUAUUAAAAAUUAUGCUUUAUCUCUAGAAUGUAUAGGCAACUUUACCCCUCUUAAGUGCAUAUGUGGGUUGAAAAAGAGCCAGGUGACAUCUAGAUGCUUAUUCUUUAUUUAACUACUUCUUUCUCUAGGAACAUUAACUGUAAUGAUAAUUUUAUUUGUAAUUUACAUUUUUAAAUUACAUAUAUUUUGACAUAUAUUUUAUUAAAUUCUGAAGAGUUGCAAAAACAUUGAAAAUGAAGCAGGACUUUUGGGUGACAGUGUAAAAAAGCCUGUAUAACAGAAAUGUGGGCAAUUUCCAUGUUUGGUGGUAAGAAAUGAAAUGUCCCUUUUUGCAAAAACAUAAAUGUUAUAAACUUGUAAAAUGAAAACCAUAUGUACUUUAUAUUGCCGAAUUACACUAUAUUUCUAUAUUUACUCUUUGUAGCUUUAUUUGUUGUUCAGAGCACAUGAGACCUUACGCACAGCUGGUGCAACCCUACCCAGAAACCCUCGCCCAGGCCACCCAGCUGAGGGUGAUCAUGCCCCAGCUUGUGUCCAAGUAGCUUUUGUCAUCCACAAAUCGCCUCGCUUGAUCCAUAGCCAUCUCGAUGCCCUCUCCGCUGCAUCCAUGAUGUUCAUGAUGGCCUUUCUUCUGUGCAGCCCUGUGAUUGAGUGAGCUUGAGUGCACUGAACAGAGACUGGCUGGCAAAGCCUCUGCAAGCAACUUCAACAGGCUCACACCUAGCCCUCCAACCAUGAAUGCGGCAUUCGCCUACCAAGCCCUCAUACUUGGCCCUCUUCCUCUCAUACACCUCUUCAAUACGGUCUUCCCAGGGGACCGUCAGCUCCUGCAGGACCACCUGCCUUGUUGUUUCAGACCUCAGGACCAUGUCUGGUCUGAGGGUGGUCAAUGCAAUGGUAUCUGGGAAUCUGAGCUGUCUCCGUAGGUUGACCAGAAGCUUCCAGUCUUCUGCUGUGGCAAGGAGCCCACCUGCUGUUCUUGGCUGUGUAUGGGGGUACUCUCCCUCCCUGACGAAGGUGAUGCUCUUCUUUGCUGGGAGGUUCUGCUUAUUACUUUAUAUCCCUACACAGAUGGCAUCAGUUAAUGCCCUCAGGACCUGGUCAUGAUACCAGCAGUAGUGCCCCAGGGCCUUUGGGCAGCAGCUCAAUAUGUGCUCCUGGGAUCCCUUUUUUGGCACAGUGGGCAUGCUGGUGUUUCUGCCAAGCCCUAGCAGAAGAGGUUUGAUGGGCUGGGCAGAACAUCAUAGACUAACUGGACCAGAAACUUAAUCUGAGAUGGUUCGGCCCUCCAGAACUCUGACCAAGAGAUCUUCUGGUCCAGUGUUUGCUCCCAUCUUGUCCACGCACCCUGCUGCCACAUCCCCGCCAUCCUACCCAAGAGAACUUCCUCCACCCCUGCUCGCACCUCCUCCAGCACCAACUGAUGCCUCGCUUUCCCCCAGGCUUCACUGUAGCAAGGUCUGGUAAAGCCACCCAGCCCGGCUCGUCCCACUGCCACAGAUCCCACCAGGUCUGCAUGCCUCAACUGUGCUUCAGCCUGGUCGACUGCCUGCUGUGCCCUCCACUUCCUCACGAUCCUCACCUCAAUGCCCACUCUGGAGACCUUGGUGUCGCUAGAGUCUCUGUAUAGCAGUACUCUCUUGCACGGGUGACCAUGAAUUCCUCCGUCAGACUGCUUAAGGGGAGCUGGAGUUUGUUCUUCCUCUCGUACAAGGCAAUGCUGGAUAGGCUUCGAGGUAGGCCUAGCCACCUACAUAGGAAGCUGCUUAUUCUUCUCUCGAAGCCUUCAACAGUGGUCAGUGGGACCUCAUACACUAGUAGGGGCCAGGGGACUCAUGGUAAAAUGCCAUGCUGAUAUUUCCAGGCAUUGAAUUUCCCAGGCAGUCCUGAUUUGUCUACUGCUUUCAACCAAGCUUCCAACUCCUUACUGGUUGUCUGAAGUGAUGCAGUGUUCUUCAGGGUGCUGUUAAACACCUUGCCCAGACUCCAGUGGUGGACAAAGUACACUAAUCCUGUAGUUGAGUAAAAGUACAGAUACCCUGAUAAAAUAUUACUCCAGUAAAAGUGAAAUUACUCCUUUUAUAUUUCCACUUGAGUAAAAGUACAAAAAUAUUUGCUUUCAAAUGUACUUAAGUAUCAAAAGUAAAAAGUACUGGUCUAUUUAAGGGAUAGUUACCACAAAAAUUUAAAUUCUUCCAUUAUUUGCUCACCCCCUCACCAUACCAGAUGUGUAUGACUUUAUUUCUUC
Molecule: messenger RNA, 4123 nt
Organism: Myxocyprinus asiaticus (Chinese sucker)
Lineage: Eukaryota; Metazoa; Chordata; Actinopteri; Cypriniformes; Catostomidae
Product: transforming growth factor beta-1-induced transcript 1 protein-like
Exons: 13
Coding region: 178-1608 (476 amino acids)
Biological process (GO): muscle structure development; actin cytoskeleton organization
Cellular component (GO): adherens junction; Z disc; filamentous actin
Molecular function (GO): transcription coregulator activity; muscle alpha-actinin binding; actin binding
Source: RefSeq, a predicted model, not a curated record